Messenger RNA from Musa acuminata subsp. malaccensis (wild Malaysian banana), 1407 nucleotides. Its product is annotated as ammonium transporter 2 member 5-like. Gene Ontology annotation, biological process: ammonium transmembrane transport. NCBI's taxonomy places the organism in Eukaryota, Viridiplantae, Streptophyta, Magnoliopsida, Zingiberales, Musaceae. The record is from RefSeq and is a predicted model, not a curated record. Gene Ontology annotation, cellular component: plasma membrane. Gene Ontology annotation, molecular function: ammonium channel activity.
AUGUCGCUCCCAUCGAGCCUUCUGCCGAGCGAGGGCGCGCCGGAGUGGCUCAACAAGGGGGACAACUCGUGGCAGCUGACCGCCGCCACGCUCGUCGGGCUUCAGAGCGUUCCGGGCCUGGUGAUCCUCUAUGGCAGCAUCGUCAAGAAGAAGUGGGCGGUCAACUCGGCCUUCAUGGCGCUCUACGCCUUCGCCGCCGUCUUAAUCUGCUGGUGCAUCUGGGGCUUCCGCAUGGCCUUCGGAGAGCCGCUCCUCCCCUUCUGGGGCCGUCCCGACGCCAACGUCCUCGAGCAGAAGUUCCUCCUGGCCCAGGGCUUCGCCGGGCUCUACCCCAACGCCACGCUGGUCUACUUUCAGUUCGUCUUCGCCGCCAUCACGCCCAUACUGAUCGCCGGCUCGCUGCUCGGCAGGAUGAACUUUAAAGCGUGGAUGCUGUUCGUGCCGCUGUGGCUCACCUUCUCGUACACGAUCGGCGCGUUCAGCCUCUGGAGCCCGAACGGGUUCCUGUUCAAGGCCGGCGUCAUGGACUUUGCCGGAGGCUACGUCAUCCAUCUCUCCUCCGGGAUCGCCGGACUCACCGCUGCUUAUUGGGUCGGGCCGAGAGUGGCGAAGGACAGGGAGAGGUUUCCGCCCAACAACAUCCUGCUAACGCUGACCGGCGCGGGACUGCUGUGGCUGGGGUGGACUGGUUUCAACGGUGGCGCUCCCUACGCGGCCAACCUCGCCGCAUCUAUCGCCAUCGUCAACACUCAUCUCUGCACCGCCACCAGCCUCCUCGUCUGGCUCUUCCUCGACAUGUUCUACUUCUCGAAGCCGUCAGUCAUCGGCGCCGUCCAGGGAAUGAUCACCGGCCUCGUUUGCAUCACUCCUGCCGCAGGGCUGGUGCAGCCUUGGGCAGCCAUCAUCAUGGGCGUCCUGUCAGGAAGCAUUCCCUGGUUUACCAUGAUGGUGCUCCACAGGAAGAUCCAAUUCCUGAAGAAGGUCGACGACACGCUCGCCGUCUUCCACACCCACGGCAUUGCCGGCAGCUUGGGCGGCAUCCUCACCGGAAUCUUGGCCGACCCAAGACUGAACCGCCUCUUCUUCGGCGACAAUCCCAGUUACGUCGGACUCGCCUACGCCAUCAAAAUGGGCCGCGCCACCGCAGGACUGCGUCAAAUUGGCAUGCAAUUCGCCGGCAUUGGAUUCAUCAUUGCGCUCAACGUCGUCAUCACCAGCGUCAUAUGCUUGCUGAUCAAGGUGGUCGUCCCGCUUCGACUUAGCGAGGAGGAGUUGCUGGUGGGAGACGACGCCAUCCACGGCGAGGACGCCUACGCGGUGUGGGGCGACGGCGAGACGUACGAGAAGUCGAUUCAUGGGUACGAGAACUUCGCCUCUGCGAAGACAGAGGAGAUGGCAUGAGGAGCA